Messenger RNA from Conger conger (European conger), 7033 nucleotides. RefSeq names its product host cell factor C2 (gene hcfc2). NCBI's taxonomy places the organism in Eukaryota, Metazoa, Chordata, Actinopteri, Anguilliformes, Congridae. The transcript is spliced from 17 exons. Gene Ontology annotation, molecular function: transcription coactivator activity; protein binding. Gene Ontology annotation, cellular component: histone methyltransferase complex. The coding region runs from base 10 to 2409 and encodes 799 amino acids. The record is from RefSeq and is a predicted model, not a curated record. Gene Ontology annotation, biological process: regulation of DNA-templated transcription; chromatin remodeling.
UCUACGGAGAUGGUUAAUAGCGGGACUAUGGCUGCCGAGGGUCCGCUCUGGAAAAGGGUCCAGUCGUUCUCUGGUCCGGUUCCCAGGUCCAGACACGGGCACAGAGCGGUUGCGAUUCGGGAGCUAAUCAUUGUGUUUGGAGGAGGGAACGAGGGCAUUGCUGAAGAGUUGCAUGUCUACAACACCGUGUCCAGGCAGUGGUUCCUGCCGGCGGUGCGCGGAGACAUCCCCCCUGGGUGUGCGGCUCACGGGUUCGUCUGCGAGGGCACGAGGGUCCUGGUGUUCGGCGGGAUGGUGGAGUACGGAAAGUACAGCAACAGCCUGUACGAGCUGCAGGCAAGCCGAUGGCUAUGGAAGAAAUUGAAACCUCGCCCCCCGAGGAACGCGCCCCCCCCCUGCCCUCGGCUGGGGCAUAGCUUCACCCUGUGGGGGAACAAGUGCUAUCUUUUCGGGGGGCUGGCCAACGACAGCGAGGACUCCAACGGCAACAUACCCCGGUACUUGAACGACUUCUUCGAGCUGGAGCUGCAGACGUCGUCGGGGGUGAAGGGGUGGAACGUUCCAGAAACGAGGGGCGGGGGGCCCUCGCCCCGCGAGUCCCACACGGCGGUGGUGCACUGCAGCAAGGCCAGCUGCUCCCCGAAACUCUACGUCUUCGGAGGGAUGAGGGGCCAGCGUCUGUCCGACCUCUGGCAGCUGGACCUGGAAACCAUGACCUGGGCAACGCCCGAUACCAAAGGACCGGCCCCUCUUCCAAGAAGCCUUCACUCUGCCAACGUUAUAGGAAACAAGAUGUAUGUGUUUGGAGGCUGGGUGCCAGUGGUGAAUGCAGAGGACCAGAUCAAUGCUGUAGGAACAGAAUGGAUUUGCACCAACUCUGUGUGUGAACUCGACCUCGACACGAUGCAGUGGCAGGCUCUGAGCCCUGAGAGGCAGCAGGAGGAGGGGAAGGCCUGCGGCCCUCGGGCGAGAGCUGGCCACUGCACGGCCUCCAUCGGCUCCCGCAUCUACCUGUGGAGCGGCCGCGACGGUUACCGCAAGAGCUGGAACUACCAGGUGUGCUGCAAGGACCUGUGGUACCUGGAGACCGAGAAGCCCUCGACCCCAGCAGCAGUGUUUCUGGUGAAGGCCACCAUCAGCAUGCUGCACGUGGCGUGGCGCCCCCUACCUGCCGCCGACAGCUACCUCCUCCAACUGCAGCCCGUCGCCCCGUCUCAAUCCUCACCCCUGGGCCUGUCCGACACGCCCACCGACCAGCAGCCAGCCAAUGGCGCAGGCUCGGGGGCGGAGCACGAUGCAACCGCAGUGCAGCCCCAGCCCCUGGACGGCUCGGCCCAGAGGGGAGCCCUGGCAGCGGGGGGAGAGGGCGCCCCUCGUGGGCAGGUUAGCAGAUGGAGCCAGGAGCACGUCAUGAUAACUCUGGAGCCGCGCCUCUCCGCCGGGGAGGAGCGGAGGGGGGACGAGAGCCCCGUGGAGGCGGAGUCCGCCCAGCAGCUCUACCCCCCGGCCGACGACCGGAGGGGGGCCCCCCGAAAGAGCCGCACCCCAGAACGAGUGAUCGUGUGCAAAGAGGAAGGUCAGGAAUACGAGCUCUCCACGGGUGACCCCACAGGUAGCACUAAGCUGUCGGGGAGCGAGUUUGAAGGUGGAUCCCUACAUCAUCCAGACCAGGGGCACGUCACCUCCACCUCGGCUCCUGCUGCGAGCGAGCACUCGAACACGGUGCAUCUGACGGGCGAGAGGUCACAUGACCACACGUGGUACGACGUGGGCGUGUUCAGGACCCUGUUUUCGGAGGUGACGCAGUACUCCCUCCCUCCGGAGAGCACCCAGGGAACGGGGAAAGGCGGGGAGGCGCAGGAUUCGGGGCGGGAGAAGCUGGACCUCACUCCGGGAGUGACCUACAGGUUCCGCGUGGCCGGGAUCAACUCCUGCGGACAGGGAGCCUUCAGCCCCGCCGCCGAGUUCAAGACCUGCCAGCCCGGCUUCCCCGGAGCGCCCUCUGCUGUCAAGAUCACCAAGGCCUCAGGCUCUGCCCACAUCACCUGGGAGUCCCCCGCCUCGCCUUCCGGAAAGAUCCUGGAGUACUCCAUGUACCUAGCGGUGCGGAAGAGCCGGUCCGGCCCGGCAGCAGGGCCCCCGGGGGAGCUGGCCUUCAUCCGGAUCUACCGCGGGACCAAGACCUCCUGCACCGUCACCUCCGCCCACCUCAGCAACGCCCACGUGGACUGCUCCGCCCGGCCCGCCCUGGUGUUCCGCAUCGCCGCCAAGAACGAGCAGGGCUACGGCCCCGCCACGCAGAUCCGCUGGCUGCAGGACACCAGCAAGCUGAAGGCCCCUCAUUCGCACCCGCAACUCGGGGCGACGGACGCCGUCGCCGUGGAUACGCCCAGCAGCUCCACGUCUUGAGGAAAUCCCCAGACCCUAAAAGAGCUUCCAGCCAUCAACCGCAAGGGUGUUUUGAGGGACCAGCGCACAAAACGUGCAAGAAAACCACUAAGAUAGUUUUUAUACUUUAUUUUUUUACAUUAUUGUUUUGUUUGUAAAUAUAUACAUAUAUUUUUUAUCAGGAAUUAGUCCACCUCCCCUCUCCCGAAUUAUCCUUAAGGUUUCCGUUAAACAGACGUGAGUGAACUACUAGUCUGCUUCCGUUUCAUGACUGACCUCUUGUUGCUUUUUUCCUGGAGGACUUUACAUUUCUUGGCAGCUAGUGUUUGUGCCUUAUUAAUAAUGAUGGAUCAUGAGAUUCUAACCCCACCCACACAGUAUGAUUUGAUUGGAGGCUGAGGGUCACCCGUGACUCCUGAUUGAUUUCUGCUGACGCCCCUCCCCUAGGCAGCUACAGUUCUUCAGCCAGACUGUGGCUAACUCACUAAGUUAAACCAGACUAGCCGGCAACUUCCAAAACAGAUCAUUUCCCACAUCAGGUCAAGCAACAGUCUGCUCCUUGACACCCUCAGGACUAAACUCCGUCCAAUGAGGGCCGGUGCCCGGUUGCAUAAAACACCUUAAAGGUACAGUAGGUAAUUUCUGACUUCUAACAGUCAAGAGAGGAAUAGCAGCAACAAACACUUUCAAACCACAACACUGUUUAUCCCUCCUCCUUUUCUGUAAAUGCACUGAUGUUGAAACGCCAUUGGCUGUGGAAAUUACAACCUUUUUUUAACUAAUGAGCUUGGAAUUAUUGUACAGUUGUUGUACAUGUUUUGGUAAGGAGUGUUGGGCCGUCAACUGUACAGGCUCAUCUAAAAAGAGUAGAAUAUUGUGGAAACGUUUUCUUUUCAUUCAAAAAGUGAAACUUUCAUAUAUUCUAGAUUCAUUACACAUAAAGUGAAAUAUUUCGAGCCUUUUUUUGUUUUAAUCUUUGUCAAAAAUCCAAUAUCUCAAAAUAUUUGAAUACUACAGACCAAUCAAAAAAAGGAUUUAUAAUACAGAAAUGUCAACCUUAUGAAAAGUGUGUUCAUUUCUGCACUCAAUACUUAGCCAGGGCUCCUUUUGCACAAAUUACUGCAUCAAUGCGGCGUGGCAUGGAGACAAUCAGCCUGUGGCACUGCUGAGGUGUUAUGGAAGCCCAGAUUGCUUGGAUAGCGGCCUUCAGCUCGUCUGUAUUGUUGGGACUGGUGUCUCGAAUCUGCCUCUUGACAAUACCCCAUAGAUUCUCUAUGGGGUUCAGGUCAGGCGAGUUGGCUAGACAAUCAAGCACAGUAAUACCAUGGUCAGCAAAUCAGUUACUAGUAGUUUUGGCACUGUGGGCAGGUGCCAAGUCCUGCUGCGAAAGGAAAUCAGCAUCUCCAUAAAGCUUGUCAGCAGAUGGAAGCAUGAAGUGCUCUAAAAUCUCCUGGUAGACAGCUGCGUUGACUCUGGACUUGAUAAUACAGUGGACCAACACCAGCAGAUGACAUGGCACCCCAAAUCAUUACUGACUGGAAACUUCACACUGGACUUCAAGAAUCGUGGAUGCUGUGCCUCUCCACUCUUCCUCCAGACUCUGGGACCAAAUGAAAUGCAAAAUUGACUUUCAUCUGAAAAGAGGACUUUGGACCACUGAGCAACGGUCCAGUUCUUUUGCUCCUGAGCCCAGGUAAGACGCUUCUGACAUUGUCUUUGGUUCAGGAGUGGCUUGACACUAGGAAUGCAACACUUAUAGCCCAUUUCCUGGAUGCGUCUGUGCGUGGUGGCUCUUGAUGCACUGACUCCAGCCUCAGUCCACUCCUUGUGAAGCUCCCCCAAGUUCUUGAAUCGGCUUUGCUUGGCAGUCCUCUCCAGGCUGCAGUCAUCCCUGUUGCUUGUGCACGUUUUCCCUUCUAGUCAACUUUCCAUGAAUAUGCUUUGAUACAGUGCUCUGCGUACAGCCAGCCCUUUAAGCAAUGACCUUCUGUGGCUUACCCUCCUUGUGGAGGGUGUCAAUGAGUGUCAAGUCAGCAGUCUUCCCCAUUACAUUUACAUUUUUGUCAUUUGGCAGACGCUUUUAAUCCAAAGCGACUUACAAGUGCAUAGGUUCUACCAUAAGUCAAAGCAUCAGAUCCAGAACUAGCAAAAUACACAUGAAAUGCUGUUCUAAACAUAGUCGUCAUCAUAAGUGCAAAUUUUUAUUUAUUUAUUUUUAAAUUUUGGGGGGGGUUAGACAAGGAUAGGGAUAUCAGAGAGGAGGGGCAGGGGAAAUCAGGAGGGAGGACUAAGGUAGAGUUUGAAAAGGUGGGUUUUGAGUCUGCGUCGAAAUAGGGGGAGGGAUUCUGCUGUUCUGACAGUGGUAGGCAAGUCAUUCCACCACUGAGGAACCAGAACGGAAAACAGGCGUGAACGUGCAGCUCGACCGCCAGGUGCACGUAGAGAAGGAACCAUAAGGCGACCAGAGCUGGCAGACCGGAUUGGUCUAGCUGGGGAGUAGGGAGUGAUCAAGGAUUGUAUGUAAGGUGGGGCAGUCCCCUUAGCAGCCUGAAAUGCCAACACUAGGGCCUUAAAAGGGAUGCGUGUGGCAAUAGGAAGCCAGUGGAGGCCAAUGAGAAGCGGGGUGACAUGAGCCGACCUGGGCUGACUGGUGAUCAAGCGGGCUGCAGCAUUCUGGACCAGCUGGAGGGGGUUGAUGGAACACGCUGGGAGACCGGCUAGGAGGGAGUUGCAGUAAUCCAGGCGGGAAAUGACGAGUGCCUGGACUAGGAGCUGGGUGGCUUUCUCAGUCAGGCGAUGACGGAUACGGCGUAUAUUAUACAGAAAGAACCUACAGGUUCUGGCAGUGGAGGAUACUUGUGGAGCCAGGGUGAGGCAGUUAUCAAGAGUCACCCCAAGAUUCUUUGCCGUACGGGAGGAGGAAACUACAAAGUCCUCAACAGUCAAUGAGAGGUCGAUUGACGGAGAGGACUUAGCAGGGAUGUAGAGAAGCUCAGUUUUGGCAAGGUUGAGCUUCAGGUGGUGGGAAGUCAUCCAUGCAGAGAUAUCAGCCAAGCAGGCAGAGAUCCGUGUGGUGACUUGGGUGUCGGGGAGGAAGGAAAUGAAGAGUUGGGUGUCAUCAGCGUAAGGAUGAUAAGAAAAGCCAUGGGAAGAGAUAACAGAACCUAGAGACAUGGUGUAUAGCGAGAAGAGGAGAGGCCCAAGAACUGAGCCCUGCGGGACUCCAGUUCAUGAUUGCCCGUCCAAGUAUUGAGUGCAUAAAUUAACAUACAUAAAUGUCGACCUUCUGAAAAGUAUUAUAAAUCCUUUUUUUGAUUGGUCUUAUGUAAUAUUCUAAUAUUUUGAGACACUGGAUUUGUGACUUUCGUGAGCUGUAAGCAGUAAUCCAUCCAUCCAUCCAUUAUCUGAACCCGCUUAUCCUGAACAGGGUCGCAGGGGGGCUGGAGCCUAUCCCAGCAUACAUUGGGCAAAAGGCAGGAAUACACCCUGGACAGGUCGCCAGUCCAUCACAGGGCACUCACACGUUCAUACCCACGGGCAAUUUAGACUCUCCAAUCAGCCUAACCUGCAUGCAUUUGGACUGUUGGAGGAAACCGGAGUACCCUGAGGGAACCCACACGAACACGGGGAGAACAUGCAAACUCCACACAGAGGCCCCGGCCGAGCGGGAUUCGAACCCAGGACCUCCUUGCUCUGAGACGGCAGUGCUACCCACUGCACCAUCCGUGUAAUAUCGUUUAAGUGUAAUGUCCCCUUAAGGUUUCUUUUUAAGUUUCCCUUAAGUUUGAGUGUUACAGAACAACCCUUUAAGUGUCAGAAUUAAGGGUAACUCUUCAGGUGUUUCAUGCGACUGGCAUGGGCCUUCGGCUCUGCCACGCCCAGUCUGUGGAAUUCUCUCCCUGACCACUUGAGGACGCCCCAGUCACAGCUGUUCCAAAACCUGCCUGAAAACCACGCCUUUAUAGGAAAGCUUUCCGUCAGCUGUAGCCCCCACCCCCACCCCACUGUCUCUCCUGUGUCAGUAUGUCCUUGUAGUGUUGUCCCUGUUUAUUUUAAUUCUUUGUGCACAUUUGAGGUCUCUUUCCUGUAGCACCAUGAGAUUUUAUUUUAAAUUCAAUGUAUCUCUAUUAUUACCAUUUCCAUGCCAUUUCAGUUACAGUCUCUGUGGCCGGAAUAAUAUUCUCAUUUAUUUCUGUAUAUUAAAUCGCGAACAUCAAAUUAUAAUGUUCUGUUAUAAAUGUUGUUUAUAGGGCGAUUUGAUAGGAUUUUGAUCUUGUAAAUUCAAUUAUGUAUAGGGUGUCUGUCAUAAGCUUUGAAGCUCAAUAUCUCAAUGACUCAAAAUGCAGAUAGAACCUUAUAAUUCCAAAGUCAGGAAAUGUAUUCAGUCUGCGAAAAUAGAAACGCAAAAAAAUAAAUAAACCUGGUACAGUUCAACAGUUCCAAUUUCUGUUUGUGCAAUGGAUUUAUAUUUGGUAAUAUGUUCUAUUGUUGUAGCGGUCUCUAAAGUUCAUUACAAACAUGUGUAGCUGUAAUUAACUGUGCCUGUAGUUUGUCAUUUUUAAGUCUGUGUCCAUGUUGCAUAGUCGUAUGGGUACUUAUGAUCAUUGUGACACUUUUCCUGCACAUAAAACAAAGGGGAAAAGUA